UAAAAAAUAUUUUGCUACAUUUGAUAUAACUUUAAUUUAGAAUCACAAGAUUAGAAAAUCUUCUUUCUUUUCUUAAAUUCCGUUUCAAGUCAAAUUAGGCCAUCUUUUUCGAAACGGAGGAAGUAGUUAAUAUGCAGUGGUAAACCUGAUUCAGUCUUAGAGGGCUAAAGGCUUAUAGGGUCUCUGAUUCAAACUUUGUGCAUGGAGAAAAACGCUUUCUCCGAAUGAGCCUCGUAAUGUAUGAUUUGGAUUUUAUCGAGACUUUAAUGUGAAUUCUGACAUCCGAACACCGAGUUGGACAACCAAAAAAAAUUAUUUUUUUAUUUAUUUACAUAUUUCCUUAGUAAAUAAUAAUUAUAAGACGCAUUUAACUAUUUUACACUUGAUGCAAUUGAAGUUUUUAUAAAUUUAAAAAUAAAUUUAAUUUUACUCUGAAAUAACUAUUUUUAGAAUUCACAACCAAUAAUUUUGAAAGGGAGUAGUAGUAAAUAAACAACUUUUUUUUUUGUUUAAAUUUCAAAACUGACUUAAAAAAAAAAGAAGAAAUUAGUUUUCAAUUUAUCAUAUGUUUUUAUUGCUUAAUUUUUUUUUUAUUUUUUGUCUUGUUAAAAAGUAUAGAAGGGUUUUAUUUUCACUUUGUGAAAAAUUGAUCUGGGUGAAGAACAAAUCAAUCCUUUCUGGGUUCAAAUUGGGAAGGACCCAAGUCAAACUGGUAAAUAUAGCAAACAAUAGGCAAAUAGUUCAUUGUAAUCAAAGCAAAAUUGAUCUUCAUUUUCCCUUUUUUGUCUCUUCAGAAUUAGGUAGAACUUAGCAGAUCUUUGUUAGGUAGAAAACAGGGCAAAAAUCUCGUUUUUAUCGCUGCAAAUAUGAACGUCGGACCAUCUGGUUUCAACAACGCACCAGUGACAAGGGCAUUGGUAAUUGCGUGUACUAUCUUCACCAUCAUAUUUGGUGUUCGUGGUCGUGGAAAUCAGCUGGGAUGGUCUUAUCAGGAUAUCUUCCAGAAGCUUCAAAUCUGGAAGCUGAUCAUAUCGGCUUUUACCUUUUCUUCUACCCCUGAACUAGUAUUUGGAUUAUAUCUGCUGUACUACUUCCGUGUCUUCGAGAGGCAAAUCGGUUCAAACAAAUAUUCUGUUUUCCUGCUGUUCUCUUUUGUGGUCUCUUUAUUACUUGAGGUUCUUGCUCUACAACUUAUUAAAGAUCCUUCCUUGAGUAUCCUGUCUGGGCCCUAUGGACUAAUUUUUUCUUCCUUUGUGCCCUUUUAUCUCGACAUUCCGGUUUCUACCCGGUUCCGCUUAUUUAGUCUCAACUUCUCUGACAAGACUUUUAUUUAUUUAGCUGGCCUCCAGCUUCUUUUCUCAUCCUGGAAAAGAUCUAUUGUACCCGGGCUCUGUGGAAUAAUUGCAGGUUGCUUGUAUCGUUUAAACUUUUGCCGUAUUAGGAAAGUGAAGUUCCCAGAAUUUAUUACAUCCUUCUUUGCUCGACUUUCUUGGCCAUCGAUGGGUAACCUGCCACCGCCUUCUGCACCAGCAAGAAAUGCUCCAGGAAACGUACCAAUCUUUGCUGGUCGCCAAAUGGAGGGGAACUACCCAGCUCCAGUUUCAUCCACCCCAGAACCACCAGAAGACGCUAUUUCUAUGCUGGUAUCGAUGGGCUUUGAUAGGAACUCAGCAAGGCAGGCACUCAUCCAUUCAAGAAAUGAUGUUAAUAUAGCCACAAACGUCCUUCUCGAGUCGCAAUCACACUGAGAUGGAACUUGCAGCAGUUCCUGGAGGUGUUCAUAAUAUGGAAUUUUUUUGGGAAUGGUUGGAUUUACUUUCUCUUCCAAUCUUUCAAGGUGCUCUUCGGUUUUUGUUCCUCUGUUUCUUUAGCAUUUCAUGCACUUAUCUCAUUCCAACACCACCCUAAUUGAUUGUAAUACCUGGAUCAUCAUAUACAGGGUUGUUCAAAUGCAUCAUUUUAGAGAUUAGGUUAUUAUGUAUAGUUGCAAUGAUGAGCUCUUACUGGUUUUCUGGUGAUUGUAAAUCUGACCAAAUUACUCACUCCUAUAGGUUGAAAAUAGUUUCUUGCUUUUUCGAAUCCUGAAUCAUCCUCUUAUUGGAGCCUGAAUGUUGAUUGGUUCUUUAUUCGUUA
Messenger RNA from Solanum pennellii, 2133 nucleotides. Its product is annotated as rhomboid-like protein 20. Gene Ontology annotation, molecular function: protein binding; serine-type endopeptidase activity. Lineage: Eukaryota; Viridiplantae; Streptophyta; Magnoliopsida; Solanales; Solanaceae. Gene Ontology annotation, cellular component: membrane. The transcript has 8 exons. The record is from RefSeq and is a predicted model, not a curated record. Bases 867 to 1748 code for a protein of 293 amino acids.